This is a messenger RNA of Xiphias gladius (swordfish), 2821 nucleotides long. RefSeq names its product high-affinity choline transporter 1-like. The record is from RefSeq and is a predicted model, not a curated record. Gene Ontology annotation, cellular component: plasma membrane. Gene Ontology annotation, biological process: choline transport; acetylcholine biosynthetic process; transmembrane transport. Lineage: Eukaryota; Metazoa; Chordata; Actinopteri; Istiophoriformes; Xiphiidae. Gene Ontology annotation, molecular function: choline:sodium symporter activity. Bases 564 to 2282 code for a protein of 572 amino acids. The transcript is spliced from 10 exons.
UGCCCUGCCCUGAUUAGUUUCACCUUUUCCCAAUUACCUUUGUGUUUCUUGUGUAUUUAGUCUCUGGCUCUCUCAAAAAGUUACAAAAAAAACCAAACAAAACAAGUUUUCCUAAAAAGCUUUUCCUUGACAUCCAUGGAAAGAUGUGAAGGAGAAUUCAUAAGGACUUAGGAAAAGACAACCUUGAUGCUAAGAGAACCCGACUUCACUUGUACUUAGACACACAAUUAUGUGGGUGUUAUUGACGUAGGUCUUCCAUGGUGAAACUACGAUGUUCUGAAGAUGGCCUAAAAAAACCACACUCACAUUUAUUGACAUGAAUCCCAAUACUUUUGAGCCUUGGAAAAAUAGGGGCCGCUUAUAAAAAAGGCUUUAAUUCCUAAACUGUUAAUGCAAUAUUUUUGUUAAACCCUUUGAAUUAAAGCUGAAAGUCGACACUUCAAUCACUAUUCAUUAAUCAUUAAAACUAACCAGUGAGGGUUCGUUGCUAAACUAAACAGGUUAAGUUGAACAACAUCAGGAAUAUAUUGUCAGCUCUGUGCGCUCUAUCGUGUCUGACCGCCAUGGCUCUGAACAUUCCCGGUGUGGUUGCAGUGGUGGUGUUCUACAUCCUUAUUCUGGGGACAGGGUUGUGGGCCUCCCAAAAGUCCAGGAAGGCUGAGAGGAAGAGCCAUGGAAACAAGACCGAAGUGGUGCUCCUUGGAGACAGGAAUAUCAGCUUGUUGGUUGGGAUUUUCACCAUGACUGCUACUUGGGUCGGAGGUGGUUUUAUCCUGGGUGUAGCUGAGGCAGUGUACACUCCUAAAAUGGGCUUGAUAUGGGCUCUUAUGCCUAUUCAAUACUCUGUGUCUUUCAUAAUAGGUGGUCUGUUCUUUGCCAAGCCAAUGAGGGACAAGAAAUAUAUCACCAUGAUGGACCCAUUCCAGAUAAAGUAUGGCAGCCUUCUGAGUGGUGCUCUAGUACUGCCUUCUCUGCUGGUGGAUGUGCUGUGGGUGUCCUGCACUCUGCUUGGCUUAGAAUUUCUGUGUUUGUGGGUUUGUCUUACAGGAGCAACUAUGAGUGUGAUAUUGGAAUUGCCCUAUGUUUAUUCUAUUUGGAUCUCAUCAGCGGUGGCCAUCGUCUACACUUUGUUAGGAGGCCUUUAUUCAGUGGCCUACACUGACAUCCUCCAGCUCUCUCUAAUUUUCCUCAGUUUGGGGCUGUGUAUCCCCUUCCUUCUGCUCAACCCCAAAUCUACAAACAUUGCCCAGACUGCUUUCAACCACACGUUUCAGGAACCCUGGGUCGGCACUCUGGACAAGGACAGAGUCUGGAAAUGGAUUGAUGACUUCCUAAUGCUGGGGCUUGGCAGUGUUUCGUUUCAGAGCUUCCACCAGAGGACGCUGUCUGCCUGCUCCUCACUAACAGCCCAGUUAACCUGCUAUGCCGCUGCCCUUGUCAUUGCAAUACUGGGAAUCCCCCCUGUCUUGGUUGGGGCUGUCGCAGCCUCCACAGACUGGAACCUAACACUGUACAGCUCUCCACCUCCAUAUGUACGUGGUGAGCACACUUUGGUCCUUCCCCUAACCCUACAAUACCUCACUCCGUCUUACAUCUCAAUCAUUGGAAUCGGAGCCGUGGCCGCUGCUGUCAUGUCAUCCACAGACUCCGGCUUGCUGUCCGCAACUUCUCUUUUCUCGUCAAACAUCUACAAGAAUAUCCUGCGUAAACAGGCUUCAGACUAUGAAAUGCAAUGGGUGAUUCGGGUCACUGUGGUGGUGGUGGGUCUGAUUGGAACAUCCAUAACGUUCUACACCAACAGCACCCUGGUCCUCUGGAUUCUUGGAGCAGACGUUUCCUAUACCCUUAUAUUCCCCCAUCUGGUCUCUGUGCUCUUCUGUAAAGUGACAAAUGGUUACGGUGCCAUCGUGGGUUACAUCAUAGGCUUGACUGUAAGGAUUUUGUUGGGAGAGAACGCUGUAGGUCUUCCUGUUAUUCUACAUCUUCCUGGUUGCACAUUGGAAGAUGGCAUUUAUGUCCAAAAGUCCCCAGUCAGAACAAUCUCCAUGCUCUGCACCCUGAUAACCAUCUUAGUUUUUUCCAUGCUGGCUUUGUUCGUGUUCAACCAUGGCCUGCUGUCUGACAGGUGGGACAUUUUCCAAGUAAAAUGUAACAUUACUUCAUCACCAGCAGAUGCUGUCACUCAGAAUCUCAAAGAAGAAGCUGGAAGUGAUGCUGAAUGUGAUGACAACAGACAUGGAGUUGCCUUACAGCCAAUGUUGCAGAAUGGAUCUGACACUUAAAGGCUGGGCUAUGCUUGAAACGAAGUAGUUUGAAGUGUCAUCCGACCAUGUUUAAAAGCAAAAGUUGAAAUAAGGUUAGCUUUCAAAUGUGGACGACGAUGUACACUUUUACAGUCUCUCCUCUGAGACAUUCAUGGUGUCGCACUUGGUUGUACAUACAAAAAGUGAUGGAAGUAGUGAGAAGAAUGAACAAAGCGCUUGAGAGAGAAGCUCAGAUCCUACCUAAUUUUUUUAGCGUCUCGCUCACUGAAGUGGGUGUGCAUCUUGGAUUCCCUCCAUGGAAAGCGUCUGCAGUGUCUACAGUGUCUGCAACCUUGGUUGGCUGUUAGCCAAUGUGUGUAGUGUUUCAGCUCACUACGCAGACCGCUGCCAGAUUUUCCAUCCAACUAACUCAAUGCAGCUUCAAAGGCAUAAGCAAGUAUUUACCAGCAUUCCAUGUGAUGUCCUUAAGAAUCCGGUGCCUUUAGAUAUUUGUUGAAUAAACGUAUUUUGUUCAAAUUAUCGAUUUCAUCUAGUUAUUUGAUAUCAAUUACAGAUAU